Molecule: messenger RNA, 676 nt
Organism: Ailuropoda melanoleuca (giant panda)
Lineage: Eukaryota; Metazoa; Chordata; Mammalia; Carnivora; Ursidae
Product: apolipoprotein L3-like
Biological process (GO): lipid transport; lipoprotein metabolic process
Cellular component (GO): extracellular region; membrane
Molecular function (GO): lipid binding
Source: RefSeq, a predicted model, not a curated record
AUGGCGUUGGGGUACCAGCUAGGGGUGAAACUCAAGCUUGAGGAAAGCAUAGGAAAGCUCCAUGAGCUUGCAGAUGAGAUUGAGGUGCACAGAAAGUGUACCAUCUCCAACAUAGUAGCCAGCUCUGCUGGCAUUACGUCUGGCCUCAAGAACUUUGUUGGUCUGGUUCUGGCACCUUUCACAGCAGGGGCCAGUCUGACACUCUCAGCAGCUGGAGCGGGACAGGGAGCAGAAUCCAAUCUGUUGGACUGGCUCAGUUCAACGUGCCAGGUAGGGAGGAAUGUUUUUAGAGGCACUGCUCUGUCAGUGGACAGAGGAGCCCGUAUCCUGGGUGCGGCCACCGCAGGUCUUGCCCUUGCAAUGGAUGUGUUUAACCUUGUGAAAGACUCAAGGCACUUGAAGGAAGGGGCAAAGACAGAGUCAGCUGAAGAGCUGAGGCAGCAGGCCCAGGAGCUGGAGAGCAAGUUGGAGGAGCUCACCAAGAUCCAAGAAUGUCUGACGGAGGUCCAGAGUCCAUGACCCCCAAACAGGGCAGGGAGCAGGGACAUGUAUGGGACAAAGACAUUGAGAUACCUUACUAGAGGGGAAAAGAGGGCAAAAUAAAAUUUUUGGGAUGGGGUGUUGAGGAGUUGGGCAUUUCUGUAGCUGAGCCCAGGGAGGGAGGGGUUAAUGCAGA